Messenger RNA from Bombina bombina (fire-bellied toad), 7498 nucleotides. It is a transcript of the gene HDAC4, whose product is annotated as histone deacetylase 4. Gene Ontology annotation, biological process: negative regulation of transcription by RNA polymerase II; chromatin organization. NCBI's taxonomy places the organism in Eukaryota, Metazoa, Chordata, Amphibia, Anura, Bombinatoridae. Gene Ontology annotation, cellular component: histone deacetylase complex. The record is from RefSeq and is a predicted model, not a curated record. Gene Ontology annotation, molecular function: histone deacetylase activity.
UUUUAUAGUCACAGUCUAGACAGUGGUUGGUGGAUAUGGCCGUGUGGGUGACGCCUUCCAAGAGAGCGAUCGGAGCAUUGACCAAUAAGCAAACGGACGCAGUGCAAGGAGGUGCGCGGGAUGGCGGUCGCUUGUUGUGUUGGGGCGCGUAGGAGUGUCUGAGAUUACUGGAGAAAACGGGAACGGGGAACAGGUCUACACAUUAUAAAAAAACAAAACAAAAAGAAACCUUCCAGUUGGUUUGUCUUGGAUUUCUUAUAUAUUUUUUGUUGUUCUUUUAUUGGUGUAUUAAUUUUUCUGCAAUAUUGGAUCUGUUUGGACGUGCUAGAGGGAUUCGGGCCUGACAUGAGCUCCCAGACUCACCAAGAUGGCAUUUCUGGUCGGGAUCAACCAGUGGAGCUUCUAAAUCAGACUCAUGCCAAACACAUGCCAAGCACUGUUGAUGCGAGUGCUGCACUGCCUCUGCAAGUCUCUCACAGUGCCCUACCCAUGGAUUUGAGGUUGGAUCCCCCGUAUCCAAUCCCAGGGCCAGAGUCUAAUGGGAGAGAGCAGCAGUUACAGCAGGAGCUCCUGUCCUUGAAACAGAAGCAACAGAUCCAGCGGCAGCUUCUUAUUGCAGAAUUCCAGAGACAGCAUGAACAACUUUCAAGGCAGCAUGAGGCACAGCUCCAUGAUCAUGUGAAGCAACAACAGGAACUUUUGGCAAUGAAGCAUCAGCAGGAAUUGUUGGAGCAUCAGAGGAAGCUGGAACAACACAGGCAGGAGCAGGAGAUGGAAAAACAACAGAGAGAGCAGAAGCUGAUGCAGCUAAAAAACAAAGAAAAGGGAAAAGAGAGAAGACCCAGCACAGCUCUCUGGAUCAGAGUCCACCUCCUCAGGGUGGCGUAUCUGCCUCAUACAAUCACCCCAUGCUGGGAAUGUAUGACUCAAAGGAUGAUUUCCCCCUGAGAAAGACAGCAUCUGAGCCCAAUCUGAAACUGCGGUCCCGUCUGAAGCAGAAGGUGGCAGAGAGGAGGAGCAGCCCUCUCCUACGCAGGAAGGAAGGUUCUGGGGUUACUACCUUUAAAAAGCGUCCACUGGAUAUGUCUGACUCAUCAUGUAACAGUGCCCCUGGCUCUGGGCCCAGUUCCCCAAACAACAGCUCAAGCAACAUCAGCACAGAAAAUGGUAUCACUGGAUCCAUGGGUAUUCAGACAGAGGCCUUACUAACUCACAGACUGGUGAACAGGGAAGGCUCUGUGACUCAGCUUCCUCUAUACACAUCACCCUCUUUACCAAACAUUACUCUUGGACUGCCAGCCAGUGGCUCUUCUAAUGGUGGCACAGGACAGGAUGCUGAACAUCUCUCCUUACCCACGCUCCAGCAACGUCUCACCAUGUUUUCUUCUUCUCAUCUCACUCCUUAUAUCAGCUCUGAAUCAUCCAGUUCCCAUAAUUCUCUCUUGCAGCAUAUGGUUCUCUUGGAGCAGCCCAGCGGUCAGAAUCCUCUGGUCUCAGGUUUGGGUGGUCUCCCUCAUCAUGCUCAGUCCCUGAUCUCCCCUGAUCGUAUCUCCCCAACUGUGCACAAAUUACGUCAGCACCGCCCUCUGGGUCGUACCCAGUCUGCACCUCUACCAGCAAAUUCCCAUGCUCUGCAGCACCUGGUCAUUCAACAACAGCAUCAGCAGUUCCUUGAGAAACACAAGCAGCAGUUCCAGCAGCAGCAGCUACAUCUCAAUAAGAUGAUUCCUAAAGUGAAUGAAGCAUCCAGACAGCAUGAGAGCCACCCUGAAGAGACCGAAGAGGAACUCCGUCAGCACCAGACAUUUAAUGAUGAACUAUAUAUGGACCGUUUGUCCAGACAAAAGGAAUUGAGCUUAUCUAACAUGGUGCUUGUAAAACAGGAGAGAGAAGAAAGUGACGAUGAGGACAAUACACAGGAGGAAGAACAGUGCAAAAUGCAGUCGGAUCAAGACUUGCUUUUUAGACAGCAAACACUUCUGUUGGAGCAGCAACGUAUCCACCAACUGAGGAACUACCAAGCCUCUAUGGAAGCAGCAGGGAUGGUUGUAACAUUUAGUGGUCAUCGGCCUCUCUCAAGGGCUCAGUCAUCACCUGCUUCCUCCUCCUUCACCAUGUCUGUUCAAGAGACACCUAGCAAGCCUAGGUUCACCACAGGUCUGGUUUAUGACACACUCAUGCUAAAACACCAGUGCAUCUGUGGGAACACAAACAGUCACCCGGAGCAUGCAGGCAGGAUACAAAGCAUCUGGUCAAGGCUUCAAGAAACUGGUCUUCGAAGUAUGUGUGAGUGUAUACGGGGUCGGAAAGCCACACUGGAAGAAUUGCAAACUGUUCAUUCUGAGGCUCACACCCUGUUGUACGGGACCAACCCACUGAAUCGACAGAAAUUGGAGAGUUCUCUGACUACAGUAUUUGUGCGUCUACCUUGUGGCGGUGUUGGGGUUGACAGUGACACAAUCUGGAAUGAGGUGCACUCAUCUGGGGCUGCACGACUGGCUGCGGGAUGUGUUGUGGAACUUUCCUCCAAGGUGGUGUCUGGAGAGUUGAAGAAUGGUUUUGCAGUGGUUCGUCCCCCUGGCCACCAUGCAGAAGAGAGCACGCCUAUGGGUUUCUGUUACUUCAACUCUGUGGCUAUAGCAGCCAGGAUUCUCCAGCAGCGUCUGAAUGUUGGAAAGACUCUCAUUGUGGACUGGGAUGUGCACCAUGGAAAUGGUACCCAGCAGGCCUUCUACAAUGACCCAAAUGUCCUAUACAUAUCACUGCAUCGCUAUGAUGAUGGUAACUUCUUUCCAGGCAGUGGAGCACCGGAUGAAGUUGGCACUGAGACUGGAGUAGGGUUCAAUGUGAAUAUUGCCUUUACUGGUGGCCUGGACCCUCCCAUGGGAGAUGCCGAAUAUUUGGCUGCAUUCAGGGCUAUUGUAAUGCCAAUAGCAAAUGAGUUCUCUCCAGAGGUAGUCCUGGUAUCUGCUGGAUUCGAUGCUGUGGAAGGACACCCAUCUCCACUCGGAGGGUACAAUGUGUCAGCCAAAUGUUUUGGAUAUCUCACAAAGCAGCUAAUGGGGUUAGCUGGAGGUCGUAUUAUCCUGGCCCUAGAGGGAGGCCAUGACCUCACAGCUAUCUGUGAUGCUUCUGAAGCCUGUGUAUCUGCCCUCCUGGGCAAUGAGCUGGAGCCACUUCCUGAAUCUGUGCUUCAACAGAGGCCAAACAGCAAUGCAGUGAGCUCCAUGGAGAAAGUGAUUCAGAUCCACAGUGAAUAUUGGUCCAGUUUGCAGCAUGUCUCCAAAAUUGCCACCUAUUCAGUCAUAGAGGCGCAGAAAUGUGAGAAUGAGGAGGCUGAAACUGUGACCGCCAUGGCAUCGCUUUCUGUAGGAGUCCAAAAGCAAAGAAGGAUGGAAGAUGAGCCAAUGGACGAGGAGCCACCUCUGUAGCAAAGUACCUGGUGACAAUCCAUAGUGUAUUCCUGUGUCUUUGUGAAGGGAGAUGUCCCUCAGAUUUCUACGCCUGCUCUCUGUCCCCAGGAAGAUGAGCAGCAACAUGGAUGUAAAGAACCCUGUGUACGUUGCAUCCACAGAAUCACAAACAGCAGCACACGCCGUGCCAUGCACAUCUGCGUUGUGCCACCCUUUAUCUGGGGCACUGCUCUCACAGGAGCUUCUGGCAGCUAUUGCCAAAAAAAAUAAAAAAAUUUACUUUCAUGUUUUUAACAAAUACUAAAUCAAAGAAAAACUAGGAAAUAGCAGCCUCCUCUGGAACCUUGGUGCUUCAAAUUCUACAGCUCACAAGAACUGCGCACAGGGAGGAGGCUCACAGUGAUGAAAGCACUGUGCAAUUUGUUUAAACCACUUGGUGUGUUCUGUUUCUCAGACAUUUCUCCUCUGUCUCAGGAAUGGGGAGUGUAACACUGGGACAAUUUUAAUGUGUGAUGAAGAGAUACUCUGGAGUCUGUUAUUGGAGCGAGGGGCUGGUGACCGUCGUAACCUGGAGAGAAACAGAGCGAAGGAUUGUGCCUUGUUUGUUGAUGGAACACAUUGUUUCAGUUUGGAAGGUUUAUUCAGUUAAUUCUUUUUUUCCUAAUGAUUGAAGGACUUGCCUUAAAACCUAAAUGCUCCCACUCUCUCUCUGCUGAGAAAUUCAGAACUGUGAUGUGGCGUCUUGGUGACAAGUGGCAGUUGUCUUUUCUCUCUCAUACUCUCUCCUCUCUUUAUUUCUGUCUCUUCUGUCUACUAUUUUUUAAUUUAACUUUUCUAAAUCAAUUUGCAUUUCAUGUUUUUAUGAUGACCAGACUUCUUCACUUACCUCUGCUUUCUGAGCAGAAGCUUUUAUUACGAUUGAUUCUUUGUAAGUAUAUUUCUAUUUGUGCUCAGCUGGGGUAAACUAGACUUCACAGCGUAGGAAGUGUAACCGACCUGUGCAAUUCCAGUGAAGUGUUUGUUAGGUUUUUUUUCUGAGUUUUUGUUCAUAAUGAGUUAAUUGCAAGCAAACAGAACAUUUCCAAUUACCUUUUCGCAUUUUUAGGGUUUUUUUGUUGUUGUUUUUGGAUUUGUUUUAUUUUAUUUUCAUUCAAAACUUUAUAUUAUGUAAUUUUGUAAGCAACUUUUUUUUCUUGUGAUAACUUCUCUGUUUUUUUUUAUAUUGAGAUAAGUGAUUUUGUUUUGUUUUUUACACUUCAGGGGUAAUUUUUACAAUAAUUUUCCCCUAUUAUAUAUUGUAGAUAUUCCUUUGUUUCUGACCUGUGAGGAGAGGGUUAAUUGAGCCUACAUGGUUUACUAUCCCAGAGGAAGCAGAAGCUUAUGCUCACUUGUUACCAAACUAGUAAUGUGGCUUUUUAUAAAGACCAACAAUGUACUGUAAGUGUGCCCUGCUCCUGGAACUGCAUGAUGGGAGCAGUCACGGAUACAAUCUCCCUAUAGCACUUAAAUAUCCAUGACUGACUUAAAGCAGCAUGUCUGACAAACUCUUGGGAUUAACUUCAAUGCUGCAGAGGAAGCAUGUUUUUUUUUUUUCUUUGUAGCAAUGUUUUACAUAUUCCCUAUACUCUAAGGGGUUUGUGGGUAUGGGGGGGACCUUGCAACCUGCACUUUGACAGUUGUGUUUUCUCAUCCCGGCAGCACAUGGCAUGUAUAGGGGAGAUAGCCGGAAGUUUGGUGAAAACUCUCUCUCCCCACCCACCCCACCCAUUUUCAUGUGUCAUUUUAUCUGGGGGUUUUUUUUAAAUUUGUAACCAUUUUGGAAUUACACUACAGUCACAGAGUUUCCUCCCUUCAUAAAUGCUCUUGGGAGCCUUGUUGAUUGUUUCCUUUGCAGUAUUUAUCACUUCUUUCUGCUGCGGCAGGAGGUUUGACCAUUCAGUGCUGGGUUAUAUAUUUAGGGGCUAUGUCUGUGAGAAUACUCAGAGAAAAUUGCAUGUUUUUACAAGUACUCAUCUUGUACAACUUACAAUAUAUUCUGAACAGAGAUUUUCACACCAUGUUUGUCCCCCUAUUCAUAUGCCAGUAGGAGUAUGGGAUAUUUCUGACAGCCUCCCUAUGCAGCUGUGCAGGUGCUGCCUGUGGCAUAGACGCAAGUGCAGGAUUUUAAUGUUUACAUACAUGAGAUUUUUCUUGUGGUUUAUUACAAUAUCAUUGUUGAACCUUCACCUGGGCUAUUUAUAGUGCUUUUCACAGAAUAAUCAUGGUAGCCAUAAAGGUGCAGGUUUAUACUUUUUUUCUUAUUACAUAGUGUGGUGUCCCCCUUUAUAUCAAUCUCAUUCCUUUCUUUGUAUCUCCUGCACGUUCCACCUCUCCUUUCAUUCCAUGUUUUACCUGUUUUAUAUUUUUUUGUGUACAAAGCAGGGGGUUACACUCCUAUCUCCGGGCAUUGACCUCCAUAUAAAUAUAAAUAUAUAUAUAUAUAAAGAUAACUAUAUAUAGAUAUAUAUAUGAAUCUAUUUUUCUAGGUUUUACUAUAUACCCUGAGGUUGCAUGAUUUUAAACACAGCUCAGUCCUAUACUGUGUAUCUGGCCAAGCUGUCGGGCCAUUAGGGUGUGGAUAGGACAUUAUAGUUUCUUUUUCUCGCCCUUAGAAAGAAAGGGCACCAGUUUUGUUCUUUUUCAUGGAUCAGACAGUGAUCCAUUUUUUAUAUAUUGGAUGAGUGAUGAUUUUUUUUUUAAAUAAAAAAACAAACUGUAGUAAAUUAGAUCUUGCAGUUUGCAGCGAUGCCUGCCAGACACAAGGAUACUACUUGUGUUGCACUGUUUCAGGCUUCUUAGGAUACCUUUGCGUAUGUUUGUGUACAUACAUAUAUACACUUUUUUUUGUUAGCCUGUGGUGGAGAUACUGCAUCAUCUGCAGCUGCAAGUAUCCAUUGUAUGUUACAUUCAACUUCAGAUCCCCUCCCCUUAUGCUCAUUUACUUUGACAUCAUUAUGGCUUUUCAUACACUGUAUAAGUAAUAUUAUGGUGUUAUUUUAUCAAUGUGUUUGAUGCCUUUCACUGCAGGGAGCUCUCUGCACUGCAUGCACUGUGACCCUUACUGUAUGCUAAUGAAUCUCACCAGGUGGGAGUUGUGGAUGGAGUCAUGGAAUAGCACUUUGACCCUUCGCUGGCCUGUGCAUUAGGAAUCCUGGCUGUUCAAUAUGCCUGUGCUAGGAUUUAUAAACAGAUCAUCUCUCCCUGCUGGUCACAUGAAUUCAGGAGUGAAUAUGUUAAGUGACACAGGCACGUGUUAUCACUCCCACUAUCUCCCAAACAUUGUGAGCUGAUGGGACCUUCAAGGAGACACUAAAAGUAGCCUGUCUGUCUUCUCUUGAGUUACUCACUGGCAGAGCCUCACAUAGCAAACUGGUGCAGUUUCUGCCUUUUUUUAUACUGGGUGCUCGUUCUCUCUGUGCUGCCAAUGCACUGUGUCUAAAGGAAAACAAAAUGCCAACUAAAAACUUUACUGCAAAAAAACAAACAAAAAAUAAAAUCUUCACCAAGAAUCCUUUGGUACAUUGUCCUGGAAGACAGGGCCAGCUUUCUGUUUUAGAUUGUAAAAGGUUUACACGCUUUAGUGUGAUCUUUCCAUAUUUUGAGAAUGAGAAGUGUGUGUAUAAAUAUAUAUACAAAAUAUAUAUAUAUAUAUAAAAAAAUAUAUAAUUAAAUUUAUAAUCUUAGAGAUUUUGAUGCAUUGCUCAUUUGAUAUUACAAAAGAUCUCAAGUGACGGUUUUGUAGCUAUGAAUUCCAUCUGGUCGUUUUUGUAUUCACCAACUAUUUGCCAGGUUUAUGCCUCGGUGUUAAUACCUGGGCGCCUUUACUGGCACUUUUCAGUUUAUCUGCUGCCGCUGGAUGCAGAUAUUAUGUUUAUAUUUUUUGCCAUUUUACAUCCUUUUUUUUUUUUUUUUGUCCCCCGACCAACUGUCUUAUUUUAUUUGUGAGAAAAAAUUAUUUGAACUUCCUUAGCAAAGCAGUAUUUUGUACCACAUGAUGACACGUGUUAAUCUCGUGGUGUAAAUAAACAAAAUGUUACCAAAUGUUA